Paraglomus occultum is the source of this 650-nucleotide messenger RNA. The record is from the annotation of a GenBank genome assembly. Lineage: Eukaryota; Fungi; Glomeromycota; Glomeromycetes; Paraglomerales; Paraglomeraceae.
AAAUGGAUCCAAAUUAUUUGACAGAAUCUAUUGCAAACGAUGAAGAUAUUGAUGUUUAUAUGAAUGCUGACUCUUCUGCAGAUGUGAUAUCAGACACCAAAGCAAAUGAUGCAACUGAGAUGGAUGAUGUCAGGGAGACAAUAACACUUGAUGUUUCAGACAGUGAAAGCGAUGUCAGUGAAAACCUUUUUGAAAUGCCCAGAGAAUGCGGAUAUAUUUGGACUGAAUUUCAGCAAGUAUUGAAAAAUGUCUUUGGUGAGCGGACAGAGCCUCCAGACGUCCCAAGGAAAUUUAUAAAUGACGCAUUAUUUGAAAUAAAGUGUUUCGAAAAUGAAGGUAAUUGCCCGCAGGAAUCCGUAAGUGUCUGGAGGAACAGACUAAAUGACUGGUUAAAUGAGAUGACACGCAUGAGAAUUAUGCGCAAGUCAAAUAAAGAAACCAGAAACUAUCGCCAACAACCACGACUACCUGAGAAGAAAGGCAAGGCCGCUGAAAUAGAUAAUGAUGAUUUUUUUAUACGCAGCGAGUACAUAGUCCCAUGGAAUCGACUUAGGAGCAUAUGGAUAGUUUAUUUCAGAUUACAAGAAGGAUUUCCAGAGGGUCGCUCUCAUCAGUUUGUUGCGCGAUGGAUAAAUAUUGAGCUGUUGUAA